UUCUGAAACAGACUGCAUGUUUUCUUACAUAUGAACUUAAGAUUGUUGCGCAACUUUGCACUUUCUUAACAUAGCCUACUAUAUGUAUGCCUAUAAGAAAUAUAUUUAGAUUAUAGUGAAUGUCACGUAGUUAAUAUUCUCUACAAUUCUGUUUACAGUGUAUCUUACUAAACGCACACAGUUUUUUCUAUUGUUUUAUCGAGCAUGCCCAGUUUCAAUGGGAAAAGGAGAUUCCAGUGCGUCAAUCCUGUCGUGUCCGCUAGAUGUCGCCAGUUUAUCCUUAGCAGCCCAACACAUGCUGUGGAGUGUGUUUCACUGCUGAAUGAUGUGAGAGAGAGCAAACUGAUCGGACUGGUGCAGCAGAACAACGAACAUGCGUUAUUCAUAUAUUCCCAUCGAAGAAUGGCCAUCACUGGUGAUGAUGUCAGACUGGAUGAAAUCAUACCCAUUUCUUAUGACUUCUCAGUUGUUGAAGUUUCAUCUCCAGAUGAGCUUGCUGUUGUUGGUGCAGAUACUCGGGUACGAGUGACUUUUUUUGAAGAGGAGUUGGAGCUGAAGUUACCCUUUGGUUCUCAAACCCGUCUCUUCCUCAGCGAAGUCAAUCGGGCAUGGAGUGAUGUCUGUGAGCAGUAUCCGAAGGACGAACCGAAAUUUGACUGGCUAACUAAAUACCGUAAGAUGUCAAAAGGAGCUCGAUCACUAAGAAAGUCAAUUGCAUCGACGACUGUCAAAAUGAGUCAAAUGAAGAAAUCAGAAAGAGCACACGCAGCCAACAACAGCGGACAUAAGAAAGAGGACGAGCGGACCAGAGACAGCGUGCAUGACAGUCAGGAGAGAGUGAAAAGUGAGGUCAGAGAUGACCUGAUCCGAAACUCGCAGCCCAUCCUGGCAAAUAAAUCCCAGAUGCUCGGCAUGCCCCAGUUCGGCCUGCGGGAUAACCUCAUCAAGUGUGAGCUCCUGAAGAACGAGGACGCCUACACCUACAUCAAGACCUACAGCUUCUUCUUGGGCACUUACAAUGUGAAUGGGCAGAAUCCAAAGGAAAGUCUCAGUCCAUGGCUGGCGUCCACAGCCACUCCUCCAGACUUUUACCUCGUGGGUUUCCAGGAGCUGGAUCUGAGUAAAGAGGCGUUUCUCUUCAAUGACACUCCUAAAGAACCCGAGUGGAUGUUAGCCGUCUACAAGGGCCUCCAUCCAGGUGCCAAAUACGCUUUAGUGAAGCUGGUGCGGUUGGUGGGCAUCAUGCUGUUGUUCUAUGUGAAGGCGGAGCAUGCGGCACACAUCUCUGAGAUGGAGGUUGAGACCGUCGGCACAGGCGUCAUGGGGCGGAUGGGUAAUAAAGGUGCAGUGGCAGUCCGCUUCCAAUUUCACAACUCCGACAUCUGUGUGGUGAACUCUCACCUCGCCGCACACACGGAAGAGUUUGAAAGACGCAAUCAGGACUUCAAGGACAUUUGUCGCAGGAUUCAGUUCAGACAGGACGACCCCACACUACCACCCCUCACCAUCAUGAAACACAAUGUUGUGUUGUGGCUGGGAGAUCUAAACUACCGAAUCAGUGACCUUGAAGUUGAUCAUGUGAAGGACUUGAUAGCUAAAAAGGAUUUUGAGGCCCUGUAUAAUCACGACCAGCUGAAACAGCAGAUGGAUGAGGAGGUUGUGUUUGUGGGCUUCACGGAGGGAGAGAUUGAUUUCCAACCAACAUAUAAAUACGACACUGGCUCAGAUCAGUGGGAUACAAGUGAGAAGUGCCGAGUUCCAGCAUGGUGUGACCGCAUCCUGUGGAGGGGAAAGAACAUUAAACAGCUUCACUACCAGAGUCACAUGACCCUGAAGACCAGUGACCACAAACCCGUCAGCUCUCUGCUAGAGAUCGGGAUCAAGGUCGUGAACGAGGAGUCCUACAAACGGAAGUUCGAAGAGAUUGUGAGACACAUUGACAGAAUGGAGAAUGAUUGUAUUCCUUCAGUUACUCUGUCUCAAAGAGAGUUCCUCUUCCAGGAUGUGAAGUUCAUGCAGCAUCAGGCAAAGACUGUGACCGUUUAUAAUGAUGGACAGGUGCCGUGUCAGUUUGAGUUCAUUCCCAAGCUAGAAGAGCCCACCUACUGCAAGCCCUGGUUAACAGCAAACCCUGCUAAAGGCUUCUUGGCUCAAGGUGCCAACGUGGACAUCGAUCUGGAGGUGUUUGUGAACCGCUCUACAGCUCCAGAGCUGAACUCAGGCCAGCAGCAGCUGGAGGACAUCCUGGUUCUGCAUCUGGACAGGGGGAAAGACUACUUCAUCUCCGUCACGGGCAACUACCUGCCCAGCUGCUUCGGCUCGUCUCUCAGUACCCUGUGUCUGCUGAGAGAGCCCAUCCAGGACAUGCCCCUGGAGACCGUCAGAGAGCUGAGUAUGAAGUCAAAUAGCCAAGAGAGUAACCCAGAGACUGAAAAACCUCAAGAAAUCCCCAAGGAGAUAUGGAUGAUGGUGGACCAUCUCUUCCGUUACGCAAGAAAACAGGAAGAGCUCUUUCAGCAGCCCGGCCUGCGCAGCGAGUUCGAGGAGAUUCGGGAUUGCUUGGACACGGGCAGCUUAGACACUCUCCCUGGCAGUAACCACUCUGUGGCUGAAGCCCUGCUCCUGUUCCUCGAUGCUCUUCCUGAACCGGUGAUCCCCUUCUCCUUCUACCCACAGUGCUUGGACUGCAGCUCAGACAGCAGCCAGUGUAGACAGAUCAUUUCUGUGCUACCUCAGUGCCAUAAAAACGUUUUUAACUAUUUGACGGCAUUUCUUCAAGAGCUGUUGAAGCACUCUGCACACAACCGGCUGGAUGUCAGUAUUUUAGCCCCGAUCUUCGCUGGCCUUUUGCUCAGGUCACCCACAAAGCAAGAUCUCACCGAGAAAAGAAAAGUGAAGGAGUUUUUCCAGCAUUUCUUGGUCCAGACGACCUCUGACAGAGACAUUGACGAUAAAUUACAGGAAUAAUGUACUGCAUGGUUUUGCCUUUAUUAUUUCACAUGCCUAGUUUUUCCAGGUAUCAGCAGAAUUAUGUCAAUAAACUUUGUAGUUGCCAUUUAAUUCAAAGCAUUUUAAACUGAUAUUGAAGCUAAUUUUGUUUUAUUGCGAAAACAAAUGAGAGUUUGUUAUUUAAUUAAAUAUAUUUGUAUUUUGAUGUUUGUAUAUAAAAAAACAGUUGUUCUUUUAUAUUAAAUCUCAACAAUGACAACACA
Molecule: messenger RNA, 3212 nt
Organism: Carassius auratus (goldfish)
Lineage: Eukaryota; Metazoa; Chordata; Actinopteri; Cypriniformes; Cyprinidae
Product: type II inositol 1,4,5-trisphosphate 5-phosphatase-like
Exons: 23
Coding region: 205-2967 (920 amino acids)
Biological process (GO): signal transduction; phosphatidylinositol dephosphorylation
Cellular component (GO): cytosol; membrane
Molecular function (GO): inositol-1,4,5-trisphosphate 5-phosphatase activity; phosphatidylinositol-4,5-bisphosphate 5-phosphatase activity
Source: RefSeq, a predicted model, not a curated record